Benincasa hispida (wax gourd) is the source of this 2603-nucleotide messenger RNA. Its product is annotated as Calmodulin-binding protein. Gene Ontology annotation, molecular function: DNA-binding transcription factor activity; sequence-specific DNA binding; calmodulin binding. Gene Ontology annotation, cellular component: nucleus. The record is from RefSeq and is a predicted model, not a curated record. Lineage: Eukaryota; Viridiplantae; Streptophyta; Magnoliopsida; Cucurbitales; Cucurbitaceae. Gene Ontology annotation, biological process: regulation of salicylic acid biosynthetic process.
UAUUAGUCUGCGCAGUACAAAGACCCCCAAAUUAAUCGCUCGCUCUCUCUUUCUCUCUCUCUACGCGAAAAAAUCUCUUUCGUCUCCUUGGUUUAGGAUUGUGUUUCACUUCUGUCUGUCUUACUCUCUUUUUGAUUUUCCCGGUAAAUCGGGAUAAUUUUGAAGGGAACUAGCAAAAAAACAACUUAGAAAUUUUACAGGUUUGGUUGUUGGUGGCGGCUUUUGAUUUCAAUCAAUCGUCUUCAUUGAAGUUCUGAUUUUGGUGUGCAGUAGAUCUGGGAAGUUCGGACUUUCUGUAGAGAUUAGGGAUGCAGAGACAGACAAGGUACAUGGAGAGGACGAACUCCAUGAGGGAAAAAAGGGGUUUGGAGGGUGGAGAAGAUGAGCUGCCAGAGCGAAAGCGACCAGCUCUAGCUAGUGUGAUUGUAGAAGCCUUGAAGGUGGAUAGUUUACAAAAGUUGUGCUCGUCAUUGGAACCAAUACUCCGUAGAGUGGUUAGUGAGGAAGUGGAACGUGCUUUGGCUAAGAUAGGUCCUGCUAGAAUUUCCGGAAGGUCUUCUCCUAAAAGGAUUGAAGGUCCCGAUGGAAGAAACUUGCAACUGCACUUUAGGUCUAGGUUGUCUCUUCCCCUAUUCACAGGAGGGAAAGUGGAAGGUGAACAGGGCGCAGCAAUCCAUGUCGUUCUGAUUGAUGCCAACACAGGCCAUGUAGUAACGUCUGGACAGGAAGCCUUGUCUAAAUUGGACAUUGUGGUACUUGAAGGUGAUUUUAACAAUGAAGAUGAUGAAGAUUGGACGGAGGAAGAAUUUGAAAGUCAUGUUGUUAAAGAGCGUGAAGGAAAGAGGCCUCUAUUGACUGGUGACCUGCAGGUUACCCUCAAGGAAGGCGUUGGAACACUAGGGGAUUUGACCUUCACUGAUAAUUCAAGUUGGAUUAGGAGCAGAAAGUUCAGACUUGGGUUAAAGGUGGCUUCGGGAUUUUGUGAAGGUGUUCGUAUUCGUGAAGCAAAAACUGAAGCUUUUACAGUUAAAGAUCACCGAGGAGAAUUGUAUAAAAAACAUUACCCACCUGCAUUGAAUGAUGAUGUGUGGAGAUUGGAGAAGAUUGGAAAGGAUGGUUCAUUUCACAAGCGGCUUAACAAAAAUGGAAUAUUCACCGUUGAAGACUUUCUCCGAAUGGUGGUUCGAGAUUCUCAAAAGUUACGGAGUAUCCUUGGAAGUGGUAUGUCAAAUAAGAUGUGGGAGGCUCUCCUAGAACAUGCUAAGACCUGUGUCCUAAGCGGGAAGCUGUAUAUUUAUUACCCAGAGGAAACAAGAAAUGUUGGUGUUGUUUUUAACAAUAUCUAUGAGCUCAAUGGACUGAUUACAGGGGAACAAUACUUUUCUGCUGAUUCUCUGUCUGAUAGCCAGAAGGUUUAUGUAGAUACACUAGUGAAUAAAGCAUAUGAAAAUUGGAAUCAAGUUGUAGAGUACGAUGGCAAGUCACUUUUGAGCUCUAAGCAACCUAAGAAGUCCAAUGCAUCCCGAAAUGACUUUCAAGGUGGUCAUCUUGAUCUUUCUAAUACUCUGGAUCACGGAUCACUGCCCCGCAUGCCAGUGUCAGUUCAGCAUCAGCAGCCUGUAGUGGAUUCAGGACUCUCAGUUGCAGGGUAUAAUGAUAAUACAGUCACAAGAUAUUCAACCCAGCCUCAGUUUGUGAAUUCAACUUCUCGAGUACAGUUUGACAACUCUCCAUUUACUUCUAAUGAGUUAAUGGGCAAUUCUAACCAAGUUCAUAUCACAAGAAAUGACAAUAAUGCUUUUGGUUUGGCCCUUGGUCCUCCACAAGCAUCUUCUUCAGGGUUUCAGACGCUCGGUUCUUCUAUUCAGGAAUCUAAUGUGAAUCCAUUUGACUGGUCAACCAAUAGGGACAAGGGAGUUGACGACUUCUUUUCAGAGGAUGAGAUUCGUAUGAGAAGUCACGAAAUGCUUGAAAAUGAAGAUAUGCAACAUUUGUUGCGAAUGUUUAGCAUGGGAGGGCAUGCAUCUGUUAAUGUUCAUGACGAGGGUUUUUCAUUCCCAUCAUUCAUGCCUUCACCAAUGCCAAAUUUUGAUGAUCGUAACCGUUCUGGUAAAGCUGUGGUGGGUUGGCUGAAGAUCAAAGCUGCAAUGAGGUGGGGCUUCUUCAUCAGGAAGAAAGCAGCUGAGAGACGUGCACAGCUUGUCGAGUUGGACGAGGAAUAGAACUUGGUUAGUCGGUGCAGUUCAGCCUGCUAUUUGAGCUUCCUCACUCACUGUAUCAUCAUUCUGUAGAUCAUGGAAUUCAUCAAGUGACUACUCGUGCUCUUGAGUCUCGCUGGAUCAACUCGAAAGGAUGUCUUUUGUAUCUGUAUAACAUAUUAACAGCGGAAGCUACACUUUUGUACAGAUUCCUGUACAGUGACUCAUUCCUGUUUGCUAGUGACUAUUUAAGAUGUUUUCCUGUCAUCAUUCUACCUUUGGUAGGCCAAGAAUAUGAAUGGGUUGGCCGGUGACGGGGUAAAUUUCUUAUUUCAUAUACCCUUUCUUAAUGUUGUUUGAUUGAUUAGGAUCAAGGUUUCCUUACAGUUUUCUGUUGCUUUGAAA